CAGGCAAUAACAGAGUAAAGAAACAGGACGGCCUCUCGGCCAGUAUCAAAGAAUUGAGUCAAAUCAAAGAUAAUCCGCUCAAAUACAAUCACUUAAAAUUUACUGUGAUCAAUGCAGUUGAAGCAUCUUAGGACACUUCUUGCUCCUCAAGAUGGCCCAUCCAAAGUGACAGCUCUCGCUUGGGCUCCUAAUAACAGCAAACUAGCAGUGUGUACUGUGGAUAGGAUUGUACUCCUCUUUGAUGAGCAUGGGGAGAAGAGAGACAAGUUUUCAACAAAGCCUGCCAACCCUGACUUAGGUAAGAAGUGCUAUCAGGUUACUGGUCUAGUGUUCUCACCAGACUCCACUAAGAUUGUUGUUGGACAGUCUGACAAUAUCAUAUUUGUCUAUAAGAUAGGAGAGCAAUGGGGAGAUAAGAAAGUCAUUUGCAACAAAAUCAUAUUACAAAGUGCUGUUACUACCCUUAUAUGGCCUGUACAGCAGCCAACCUUUAUAUUUGGUUUAGCUGAUGGUAAAGUGAAGCUUGGUAAUGUAAAGGGAAGCAAGUCACAAACCAUUUAUUCAUCAGAAUCUUAUGUGGUAUCACUCACUUCAAGGUUUGACUGUCAUAUACUUAUUUAUAUGCAU
Molecule: messenger RNA, 627 nt
Organism: Amphimedon queenslandica
Lineage: Eukaryota; Metazoa; Porifera; Demospongiae; Haplosclerida; Niphatidae
Product: intraflagellar transport protein 172 homolog
Exons: 5
Biological process (GO): intraciliary transport
Cellular component (GO): ciliary basal body; axoneme; intraciliary transport particle B
Molecular function (GO): protein binding
Source: RefSeq, a predicted model, not a curated record